GGCUUCCCAGCCCACCUUGUUUUGGGCAUAAAAACAUGUCUUGCGAGUAGAGCUCAUCUAGUGAUCCAAAAAAAGGGAGACUCCAUCAGCAAAGGUGCUGGGAACAGCAGCCAUUGCGCCGUCCAGGAAUUCUACAACCGUAUAUUUUUUAUCAGUCAUUUCUACAAAGUAAAGGAAGGAAAGCAGGUAGCAAAGCAUCUUUGCAUUGCCAUCCCUGACCACCAGAUGGAGAGAGGGCUCUGUCACAUCCACAGAAAGGUUUGGACCUCACCACGGUGUUUGUUUUCCCCGGAAGAGGCCACUCAGAGCCUAACAAAUAUGCUCCACUUCCAGCCAGUACCAGGUCAGUUUGAUCCAGAGGUCCGCGAGCCGGGCCUCCGAGUAUGGAGGGUGGAGAAGAUGAAGGCGGUGCUGCUGGAUCCCUCCGAGGUGGGAGCCUUUUAUAACGGGGACUCCUAUCUGGUGCUGGAGAACCGUGGUCAGUCGGGAGCCGACCUCCACAUGUGGAUAGGUGAGAAGUCGUCUAGGGACGAGCAGGUGGCGUGUGCCAUGCUGGCCACGCAGCUGGACAACUUUCUGAGCGGUGACCCCAUUCAGCACCGGCAGGUCCAGGGCUACGAGUCCCCGGAGUUCAUGGCUCUCUUCCCCAGAGGAGUCAGCUACAAGGUGGGUGGUGUGGAGUCGGGCUUCAGGAGGCCUCAGGGCUCCGCGGCAGUGCAGAGGUUGUACCAGAUCAAAGGGAAACGCAAUAUCCGUGCCAAGGAGGUGGACCUGUCCUGGAGCAGCUUCAACAAAGGAGACUGCUUCAUCCUAGACCUCGGAGAGAUCAUUGUGUCGUGGAUCGGGUCGCAGGCCAACAUCUUUGAGAAGCAGAAGGUGCGUGAGAUCGCCUUGCUGAUUCGUGACACAGAGAGACACGGUAAAGCCCGAAUCGUCGACUGCAAUGAAGGGGAGGAACCGGAGGAGAUGCUCAAGGUCCUGGGACAGAUGCCUCAGCUGGCAGAGAGCACACCAGAAGAGGACAGCAAAGCAGACACUUCCAACUCUGCCUCCCUCUACAAGGUGUCUAAUGCAACAGGUUCCAUGACGAUGACCAAAGUGUCGGAGAAGAGCCCGUUUGCCAUGGAUCUGCUGGUUCGUGACGACUGCUUCAUUCUGGAUAACGGCGCCAACGGAAAGAUCUUCGUCUGGAAAGGUAAUGGCGCAAAUGCUGAGGAGAAGCAGGUGGCCCUCCAGAUGGCGGAUAACUUCAUCGAACAAAUGAAGUACCCCAAGAUGAAAACACAGGUGGAGAUACUGCCACAGGGGAAGGAGACCAUCAUCUUCAAGCAGUUCUUCAAGAACUGGAACUAAAACACAACAUGGGAACAUUUGACAAAUCCUGCACGCAAGAAGAAGAAGCUGUAUAUCUGAAAACGGACAGCAUCUGAUACAAAAUAUUUUUUUUAUAUGCAUUUACAUGUAUGUACAUAUUUGUAAGGUACCGUGCAGACACAGCACGCUGAAGUUUGUUUUUAAAUUGGUAAAAUAAGAGAUGUGAUGCCACUUUUAUAAAUACAAACAAGUUUCUUCUAUUGAGGUUAUUAAGAUUUUAAAGUAAAUGAGUUUGGAUUUUCUUUUUUUUUUACAGUUUUAGUGUCACCGAUUUGGAAAAAAUAAAACUGAAACUGCUUGCUACUUCUCCAGUAGUUUGAUGUUUUUCCCCUGUCAACCAGUUAACUGUGAAAUGUGGUGCCUGCACUUAUGACAGCAGUUUUUGCAUUUUAUUGUUUAAACUAUGCCUUUUCUGUUGUCAUGACUGCUGAAUGUAACCUGCACACAAUAACCUAGUAUGAUGAUCUCACAGUCAACUGUAAAUGUUGGUGGAAUUUAACCCCAUAUUUACUCAAAGGCUUCACCUACUACCUAUUCGGCUGAUUACUGCAGGUCAAAAAGGUAGGGUGAUGAUACGUGUCGGGUAGGACAACAAUACAAUGUUUUAUUCUGAUGUUCCUUCAGUAGCUAACGAGGAAGUAAAUGGGUGAAUGUGGGGAAAAAUGUGA
Perca flavescens (yellow perch) is the source of this 2042-nucleotide messenger RNA. It is a transcript of the gene capgb, whose product is annotated as capping protein (actin filament), gelsolin-like b. The record is from RefSeq and is a predicted model, not a curated record. Lineage: Eukaryota; Metazoa; Chordata; Actinopteri; Perciformes; Percidae. The coding region runs from base 226 to 1353 and encodes 375 amino acids. Gene Ontology annotation, biological process: cell projection assembly; central nervous system development; actin filament severing. The transcript has 11 exons. Gene Ontology annotation, molecular function: actin filament binding; phosphatidylinositol-4,5-bisphosphate binding. Gene Ontology annotation, cellular component: actin cytoskeleton; cytoplasm.